CUCACCCAACAUAAGCUCAAGUACCGGGCGGCAAAUACAACUGCAUUUACUAGCUUUUGCUUCAACAUUGGAGGGACAUACAAUGGCGUUUCCCAACGAGAAUGGGGGCUACUACAACAACCACUACACUGCUGAUGAAGCAGAGUUGGUAGACAAAGCCAAGCGCGUGCACAGGGGAAGUACUGCCUCGGCUCAAAGAGCGCUGAAGACAGCAGAGAGGACACGCGAGCUGGCAGCGAAUACCUUGGGCGAGCUAGAGAGCCAAGGCCAGAAGUUGGACAGGAUCGAUGCAGACCUGCACGAGAUCGACCAGGACGUGGACGAGUCCAAGAGCGUGUUGAGCUACAUGCGGCGCUGCUGCAUGUGUUUCCUGUGCUCCUGCUGCUGUGAUGGCGACCGUGAUGUUGUCCGCGACAACACUCGCAAGCAGCGCGUGAAGGGACGCAACCAGGCCAGAGCACAGGAGACGGAGAUGUACGCCAAGGCCAACGAGGCGCGCAAAACUGAGUCAUCAACCGGCGCCGUCGCAGCCCAUGCCCCGGUGAACGAGGAAGCGGCGCGCAACGAGCUGCUUGAGAAGCCCGGCCGGGUGAACAUCGAGGAGCGCCGACGCCAGAGGCAGGCCGCUCGCAACCCGGCCUACAGGAUAGGGGAGAAUCUCGCAGAUGAAGACAAGGAGGAGAUCCAUGCCGAGACUGAGAAGCAAGAGGAGGCAUUUGACCAGAUUGGCACGGCCCUGGGAGACCUCAAGCAGAUGAGCCAUGCAAUGAAUGACGAGUUGAAGAGGCAAGAGCACGUUCUGGACGCCGUCACCGACCACACAGAUCGCACUGGCUAUGAGAUCCAGCACGUCUCUGCGCAGGCCCGUAAGGACUUCAAAGUCCGCCCCAAACCUGCCAGCUCUGGGGGCAUGAAGCGCCAGGCCCUGCGCGCUGCCACGCGCUUUGUGUGACCAGCCGUCCCCCCUAUUGGCCUCAGCUGAGGCCGACAGCGAAAAACCACUUGUACCGAUUUAGUCACUCCGCCAUCCGAGAAGCUUUUGGACUGAAGAAACAUAAGGGGUCCCUGGAGAAUAGUUUGCAUGCACCAGCAAGUUGGUGAGGAGUCAAGCGAAGAUGCAAAUUGCCAAAAUUUGACAAGGAUGAUCGCAGGUUUCACUGUUUCUACACCAUGAGAACUUUUGAAGACUGCCGCUACAUAAUGUUGGGGUUGCUUGGACCCGUUGGUAGUGGUAAGCGGUAAAACGGGCGUUGAUUGCCCAAUCAUUUUAUACUCUAGCGACCUUGCUUAGAGCCAGAGGAGUCUGCCAGAUAUUUCAGAUCUUUGCAGUGCAGUGCAUCUCGAGGUGAAGCUUCGAGUAAGUUGCAGGUCCUGGCAUGGAGCAGAUUUUCAGCUCUUUCAACAAACAUCUAAAACGCUACUUCUUGAACAUGUGUAUGCUGCAUGCGCAUGCGCAUGAAAUUCAUGCCAUGAAUUAUGCAUGAAUUAUGCAUACCGUGCUGGCCGGCUCAAAUAAUAUUAAUAUUAAUUAUCUUC
This is a messenger RNA of Coccomyxa subellipsoidea C-169, 1536 nucleotides long. RefSeq lists its product as hypothetical. Gene Ontology annotation, molecular function: SNAP receptor activity. The transcript has 8 exons. Bases 83 to 952 code for a protein of 289 amino acids. Gene Ontology annotation, cellular component: SNARE complex; plasma membrane. The record is from RefSeq and is a predicted model, not a curated record. Lineage: Eukaryota; Viridiplantae; Chlorophyta; Trebouxiophyceae; Coccomyxaceae.